Messenger RNA from Mercenaria mercenaria, 3501 nucleotides. RefSeq lists its product as uncharacterized. Bases 212 to 955 code for a protein of 247 amino acids. The record is from RefSeq and is a predicted model, not a curated record. NCBI's taxonomy places the organism in Eukaryota, Metazoa, Mollusca, Bivalvia, Venerida, Veneridae. Gene Ontology annotation, cellular component: membrane. The transcript has 4 exons.
UCCAAAUCGAUUUAUAUUGGUUUUAAUUUCAAAAAUGUUACAUUUCGUCAAUGAUAUAAGCGGCACAAUUGUUGUUUACCUGAGAUGACCUAAUUAGUCACGCAGGUAUUUCGAAGGCAGAACAAGACUACUUUGUGGCGUGCUUUUACCUGUCAACCCUAUACAGGUGUGAAGGUGGAAUCGCCUACCUGAGUCAUAAACAGAAAUCAAAAUGGCGAGCGAUCCGAAAUACAAGAUAAGUCCUGGUAUGCGACUGUAUUGGUGUGGACUUGUCUCAUCAAUAGCAGCUUUUUGUUCAGUGUUCCUGGGGUUCUGUAGCCCAUACUGGUACCAGUCUUGGAGAAGGGUUCACAGUCCUUUAGCCAAUGUUGGAUUGUGGCACAUUUGCUUGUCUGGCUAUGUCAAACCAAGAGAUCCACAGAUGCAAAGUUACGUUGGUUGUUGGUGGAUUCACUCUUCCUUCUUCGGUGAUGUUCAGGAAUUUAUUAUGCCACCAUGGUUUCGAGCUUGCCAGGCGCUGGUUAUCUUCACACUGAUCUGCAAUAUUUGUUCUCUGAUACUGUGUGUGAUAUAUGUAGUGGAGAAGUGGAGACGGAAGGUGUACGGAAACAGAUACGUCCUUGUUCACAUCAUCAAUGCUGUGUUACUGUUUGCAGCAGCAUUCCUCGUCUUCAUUGUAUCCUUGGUGUUUGCCGAGAUGGCAAGACAAGAGAACUAUUUUCCACGACCUUGGAUGAACUACCUCUCCUGGUCAUAUGGGUUCAACGUUCUGUCGGGAUUCUUCUCAGCAUUUGGUGGUAUAUGCCUGUUUAUCAUGGCCAUGAUUUUGAAAGAAAAACUUUUCGCAAGUGAAGGUGUUGCUAAAGAAUUUGGCACAAAUCAGGGAAGUGAAAGUGUUAUCACAGGGGUAGGAGGAGCGGUUUCAGAGAAAAGCAAAAGUGAAUCCUUUGUCUAGUGAACUUUUUUCAUGCAGAUACGCACAAUUUAUUUUACAUAACAUUUUGCUACAUUCCAUAUAUCAGGUACUACUUGAUAGUGUUGUCUGCAAACUUUUUAACAGUGGCUUUAAUUCUUAAAUAAGGUUUACCUAGAGUUGUAGAUUUUUCGAAUUAUCUAACAAGAAAUUAAAGCUGAAUUUUCAUGCUGUAGUAAACUUUGACAGACUUGAUAUUUAGUUAAAUUGAAGUUGAAGCUUCAUUCAGUUUGUUAAGAAUUUGUUUGCAGUAAAUUUUUUAAAUACACUAGGAGUAAGAGCGAAUACUGUCAUAAAUUUUAAUGAUUUCAAAAUGUUUUGAAAACUUAAGGUGAUAAGAGAAAAUCGGAAUUAACAAUCAUUAAGAAGUUACUGUAAAAAAGAAAUAAGUGCAAAUUAUUUGUAUGUAGAUCACAGUCAUAUUGGACUUAAAAUUUUAUGUAUAUAUAGAAUACUUAUGAUCAUGUAAAUUGUAUAUAGGUUCACACUUCACUGGCCCAUUUUUACCCUGCUCCAAGCUCGUUUCUUGUGCUUUAUUAUUCUGGUACACAAAGGUGUAGGUUAUUUUUUUUUUUUUAAGUGUUGCUUAUACUUGAAACUUUACAUCAGUAAUAACUUCUGUCCAUGUUCUCAGUCAUGGCCUUGUUCAGGAAAGUUCUGUCAUUGUAAAAAGCAAUAUGUAUAAGCAGUAGAUAUGGUUCAUAAGCUUUGGAAAAAACAUUUGAUAAGACAAUCUUUAGCUCAACUGAUUUUUGAAAAAAAUCUACGAGGUAUUGUCAUCGCUUGAUCAUUGGUGUCGGUGUUGGUAAAUUUUUUUGUUUCGGUCCACCUUUUCUCAAAAACUGUAGGAGCUACAGCUUUGAAACUCUGCACACUUGUUUAUCAUCAUUAGGAGACUAUGUAGGCCAAGAACCAUAACUCUGAUAGGCAUUUUGUCAAAAUUAUGGACCUUUUUUACUUAGAAAAUUUGAGUUUCUUGGUUAAAAUUUUUGUUCAGGUCCACUUUUUCUCAAAAACUACAAUAGCUACAGCUUUGAAACUUUGCACACUUGUUUAUCAUUAUUAGGUUACUAUGUAGGCCAAGAACAAUAACUCUUUUCAAGUCAAAUACAUCAUCAGAUACUAAUGUUAUGGACAGGUUUGCAUUUAGACAGACAAGGGAAAUUUCGUUAUUAUUUUUGAAUAGUCUAGAUUGGUAUAUUGUCAGACAGUUUUUGUAUGUACAUGUAUAUACAGUCAUUAAGGAUCAUACACAUACAUGUGUUUAUUGUCAUUUAACUUUAUAAAACAGCUGCAAUGUAUUAUUAUUCAUGGUUCAUUUUUUCUCAUCCAUAAUACUGAAGUAGUUCAUAAUUUCAUACUUCUCACAGACUUUGUUUUCACAGUUCUAGUAUAACCUAUACUUUUUCGCAGUUCUGCAGUAUAACCUAUAGUGUAUUAUUUUAAAUAGGUUAUUUUAAAAAGUAAACAAAGACUCUUCCAAAAUUCCAAAAUUACACAACUUGUUACAGAAUUAUUUAAAUAAAAUGAUUGUCUUGUAAGACUUCAAAUUCUGGGGAGUUUUCUAUUGAAAUAGGAUAAGCUGUCAUUAUUUGUGUUUAACAGGAGGGGAUUAAAAAAAAAAGAUUUUAGCAGUUUUUGCGCAAAUAUUGAGGUCAUUUUUUAAAAUGUUAACCAGAUCAGAUGCUAAAGAAACCUAAUGCAUUCCAGUUUAGAAGUGUUUGUAAUAUUUCUUGUACUUAAAGUAUUAUUUCAUGAAUUAAUAUAUCUCAACAAUAUUUGUAUGUCAUCUCUUUAAUCAACAAGUACUCACUGGUAUAUCAAAUAUUUUCAUGUGACCAACAUCAGACUCCAGUGAAAUUAAGAGAUAAAUCAUGGAUGUUAUGGAUUAAUUUUUCCAUAAAAGGAAUUAAAUAAGAAUUUUUAGUUUAGACAAAAGUAAAUACAUGUAUGCUUAAAUAUCAGCAAAAAUAAUUCCUUGCAAAUACGGUAUGUAUUAUUCUGCAGUAUUUCAUAGUUUUAUAUUGGAAUGCAGAUUUCAUUUUAUGAUUUAUGUGAUCUUACAGCAUUAACAGCAACUUCUUUUAUAGCUUCUGCUUCUGAAAAAGAAACAGGAUAUUAGGGCUGAAAAAUAGUGUUUGUUUCAAGUAACAUGCUCCCGCCCCCUCUGAAAAAAUUAAAAAAUAGGGUAGGUAGGUUGGAAAAAGUUUUUUUCAGAUUUUUUUUUACAAUGAAGAAACAGCUACACAAAGCGAAAAGUAUAAAAAAAAUAGCGAAAAAUAUUGAACAAAUUUCCAGCGCCAUAAAAACAUUUAGGGAUUCAGCAAAUUUUUAGGGUAGGUCGAGAUACCGGACACAAUUUUUUUUAGACCUUACUGGAUUUGUACAUACAACUGUGUCACACAACUCAUCUGCAUAUACUUUUCAUAUUGUUCAUGUUUUAUACCUGUAUAUAUUACUGUAAGUGAAAAUCAUUAUAUAUUUUUGUAUAAAGUGAUCAUAUAUAUAUAAUAAAUCAUUUUCUACCA